Molecule: messenger RNA, 519 nt
Organism: Exophiala xenobiotica
Lineage: Eukaryota; Fungi; Ascomycota; Eurotiomycetes; Chaetothyriales; Herpotrichiellaceae
Exons: 1
Coding region: 1-519 (172 amino acids)
Source: RefSeq, a predicted model, not a curated record
AUGCAAGGCGGGCCGGUGUCGCCCAAGCUCUUGAAUGGGAAUAUUCAGCAAGGGCAGCGAAGACCUUUGCCUCCGACGUCGAAUCCGAGGCUGUUGGAAGAGAGCCAGGAGGAAGAGGAAGAGAAGGCUGAUGUCGUUGCUGAACUUGCCGCGUGGCGGAAGGACAGGAAGAAGGCCUACGAGGAUGAAUUGGCGAGGUACAAAUCAUCGAGGACUGGCAUUAGGCAUGCGAGGACGGGGAGUUCGAACAGUCAAAUUAAUGGUAACGAACCACGAGGAUACGGCUAUGGAUUUGAUCAGGGUGCCAGCAAUGCUGCAAACGGGGUGGGGAGACCACCGGCACUGGGUGGAUUGGGAUCGGACAUUACCAUGAAAGAGAUCAAUGACAUCGACAUGAAAUUCGUCGAGGGCCAUUGGAAAGGCGAGAUCAAAGUCGUUCGCAACCCAACGCCACAGGGGCGGACGGGCGUCGUGGACAUGUAUGGAAAUUAUUUUGAGAAGGGAUAUUUGUAUCCUUGA